Aspergillus japonicus CBS 114.51 is the source of this 984-nucleotide messenger RNA. RefSeq lists its product as uncharacterized. NCBI's taxonomy places the organism in Eukaryota, Fungi, Ascomycota, Eurotiomycetes, Eurotiales, Aspergillaceae. Bases 1 to 714 code for a protein of 237 amino acids. The record is from RefSeq and is a predicted model, not a curated record. The transcript has 4 exons.
AUGUUUGAGGCGUGCGGCGAGCUUUGGGGGUGUGACGGCGGCCCGAAUCAAGCAUCUUCCACCUCUCUCAGAGACGCCAUCAUCUUCAAAUCCGGCAUCGGCCCGACGGGCGUUGCUGUCCCGCCAGCUAAGGACUGGAUCAGUCUGCUCGUUGUGGUAGGCUUGAUUGAUCACUCAAUCUUCUCUAUUGUCGUCAAGACGAGCUGCACCUUCAACGAGCUGGAUGCCGAGGCUAUCCUGAUUGGGACAGCUACGGGCCAAAUCCAUUCCUACCAGGACCUGAACGCAGGAGACUCGUGCACCCCUACUGCCGAGGGUGUCGUGACUAUCACUGCCUAUAUGACCCACGAACUGACCUCUGUCGGCGUGCUCAGACUUGAUACAUCGCAAAAAAAAAAAACAAUCUUUGAAGUCUCCCCCUACUUGCAAACUGCUGGCGACCGCGAGGCGGGUACCUUGUUUGUGCAGUCGAUGGUGGAUGCCAUCACCGCCCCUGGGACUGGACUCGAGCUUCAGGAAUAUACCAACACCUCCGCACUCCUGUGUGCGGAAUGGACAAUCUCAAACCAGCACUCAGUUCCGACACCCUACCGGAGGCACACGCUGACCUUUCUUCGCUUGGGACUGUGGUACAUCGUGGAUGGUGGUAUUCACCCGGACCUGGCCUCAGGCAACAACCGGGCCUACGUCAUGGUCGUGGCUGAAAAUGAGUAGAGGCGGGUAGGAGUUGAUCUGGCAUUGGGCACUUUCAAUUUCUCGUCUUUGGGUGCGAUCUUGCAACUAUCUACCCAUCCACAACCCUUGCUGUUCUCUGGCAUUUUGUGUUUCUCUCUUCUUUUGGUUUUAUUCGUUUCAGGAGCAGCCAUGGUUAUCACCUUAGUAGCUAAAGACCGGCAGAUAGUGGCGUUGGAGCUUUCGAUCAGCUUAAGUUGCUACCCUUCGGACAACCGGGCGUGCACUUGCAGCUCGCAAUUUCAAUAAAAG